Messenger RNA from Caenorhabditis auriculariae, 8792 nucleotides. Lineage: Eukaryota; Metazoa; Nematoda; Chromadorea; Rhabditida; Rhabditidae. The record is from the annotation of a GenBank genome assembly.
AUGAGUAAAUCGGCAGGUGAAGCCUUGAGGGCCGCGCGGACGUCAUCAGGAAUGGAUGAGAAGGCGUCGACGUUCGAGAUGAGGCGAAGCCAAGAGAAUCGAGUGGGGACCCCGGUGUUGUCGCAGGUAAUUCCCAAUGUAUUGCGUCCACUCUCAUAUAAAUUUGAUGAGAUUCUAUUGAGCCGACGAAUCGGACGCAUCGUUCUUCUCGUAUCCGUCAAGUGGCUUGGGUUACGGUAGGAUGAGGGGUUAAGCAUGUUUCGAGUAUUGUAUACAUUGCGAAGAUUAUUUUGCGCGAAAAACGGAGAGAUGAGCUUUUUUUUUGAGCACUGGAAAUUUCGGAAAAAAAAGGAAAAAACAAGAUUUUUUACAUUAGCAAUAAUUACCUUAAUGACAUAAUUUAGAACUUUUGGUAAAUAAGACGUGGUAUUCCAACAGACAAUUUUUUUUGUGUCCCAUCUCAAAAUUCAAAAUUCCAGCAGGGAAGAGACCAGUAUUGACCGGAACAAGCAACAAGAAAAUAUUUUGAGUAAACUUGAAACGGGAGAGUGAAAAAGUGAUACUAAUUUUCAAACAGCUCUUAUAAAAAUCGUGAAAACUAUGUUUUUUGUCACUAAAUAUUCUUGAAAUGAUUGAGAUUUAGAGUUAGGAAAAAAAUUAAUAAAAAAAGAAUCAAGAACCGAAAAAAAGUUAAUAAAACUGAUCGAAAAUGUUUAAAAAAACUUGGACUAAAAAAAUAACUGAUUCAAAAAAAAACCAGAUUAGGAAUUUUUCUGAAGUUUCACAAGCCUUAGAGUAGUACAUAGAUUUCAUCGAAAGAGCAUAAUUUAUAGCUUUCCGUAUAGGAAACGUAAUUUUCCUGGCGCCUAGCUUUGGAAUAUGUAAAAUUAAAAAUUCCCGCUCUCAAGCUUUUUGAAAGAUUUUUCAAUGUUCAGGGAGCCAUUUUACUGCUCAAACUAGUGCUCAACAAUCUUCAAUUAGAUCUUUACUUUCAGAUUCCAGAGUUAACAGCUCAUAAACUACCCCAGUUAGUACUGAAAAAGUUUCUUUUUUCUCACCUUUUGGGAUUUUUCUUUCGAUUGGAUCCUACAAACACUACUGUGGAGUUUUUCGGAGCUGAUUCAGCUUUUCUGAUAGAAAAAAGCUUCACUGAAAGGGAACAAAAUGAGACGAUUGGUGAGUAGCCGUUGGCUGCAGUUCUGCAGGUGAAAAGAAGGCAAUCAGCGGGUCUGAAUGGCUCGAAGCCGUCCUCCUGGUCCUCCGUGACUAAUCGCUUACCGUCGGCUCGACAAAUUGGCUCGGCCUUGUCAUCGAAAUACACCGUCCACCCGAAUUAUUCACGACGUCAUCAGGGAAGCCGCGCGCAACCUCGGAAAGUCCUCUCGUCAAUUUUAGGGGUUAUUUUUUGAUGAGCGGACUUUUAGAUGUGUUCCUGAGAAAAUUUUUUUUCAACAUUCGAGAGCUGGAAAAAUUAAUCAAGGGCUCUUAUCCUAAAUAAAGUGAUUUUGAAGGCUUGAGACAUCAAAAAAAUUGUUUUCAAGAUUUUUUUCAGAUUUCUAUAAAAUUGAAAGAUUUUUUUCAGUGAUAAAUUGAGCAAGAGCAGAGUUUCCAAUGCUCAAAAAAAGUUGCCGGACAUGAUUAAGGCUAUAAACUUUUCUAAACUGAAAGCUAUAAGAUAAAUUAUUUUAUUCAUACUUCAAACUUUGAGAUUUUAAAAAAAUUCUUGUUUAACUGUGUAGAAAAAAACCGAAUAAUUAUCAAAGUUAUUUUUUUGGAUUUUUUUCAAGCCCUCAAAAAGUCUUGGAAAAACAAGGAAAAAAAGGAAAAAAACUAUCAAAUUUGAUCUGACGCAUUUUUUUCAUUUUUCCGGUAGAGAUAAUCAACAUUUCCCAUGUUUUCUUUUCCCUAUAAAAUGUAAAAAUAAUUAGAAACCUGUCAUAACAUUUAUUCCGUUUUUUUUAUAAAAAUUCUGUUUUUUUGUGUAACGCAAUCUCGAUUCAGUUGAGGUCAAUAGAAUAACAAUAAUUUGGGAUGAAGUCGUCCACUUGAGAUGGACACGACGCGCCGAUGGCAAUCAGCCGCGUCUCCAAACAAUCGCAAAGGCGCACCCACGUGUCAAUGCGGAGGUAUGAAUAUGUGUGUACCGACCUCCCGCGGCUUCUCCAUCGGGACCGUCGAGUGCCCCUCAUCGACCCGUGUUUACCUUGCCAUAGAUACUGUAAGCAUGAUUCCGAGGGGAUUAUAACACUUUAUUGGGGGCUACCCAAUAAACGAACCCACGAGAGAUGCUCGUAAAGGUGUGCAGCUGGCUGCAACCACCUUUUAUGUACUAGUUUACUGUGCGCGAGAUUGCUCCCCGCAUAAUAAACGAUUGGUUUUGGGAUUUAUGGCGACGUUGGUGUUGCUUCCAGGCGCUUUACGGGCUCUUUACGACAGAAAUCAAGCGUUUUAUUGGGUGGUAUUGCGAUGGAAACGUUUUUCAGCAAUGCGAUCGGAGAGCUUGAUGGCUUUUUACUUUGGAGUAAGGCUUAUCGGUGCAUAAGAAUGAGUAUUUCUAGAGGUGAAACGGAAAAAUUCCUUUGAGGACCCCUAGAAAGAGCUGAAACGGUUCCGCUAAAGCUUCUGAAUCGAUGGGAAAAUGAUUCUGAGAACCUUUUUCAUAGCCUCAGAGGGCGCUUUUCACAUACGCUAGAAUCUUUUCAGUUGCUCACCAGCAUCUUUUCUUUCAAGAACGGGAAAACGAUCCAAAAGUGAAAUGAAAAAAAGAGCUGUUGUUGACCUUAAGUCUUAGGGUUGAGGCGUGGGCCUUAAGAAGAUUUUAUUCAGAAAGAACAACUUGAAAAGGUUUUUUGCUAGGCUCAAAUAGGCUGAUACAGACUCGAAGUUCAAGAAAAGCAGAAAAUCAUUCACGUUAAUCGAGAAAAAUAUUCAAAAAUCAAAUAUCGGCACAUAGCAAAUUUUCUAGGGCGUAUUCAUUCGAAACUUGCGUGAGCUUGUCAAGAAUUCGAAUAUCUUGUAGUUAGUGAGCUUCCGAAAGAAUAUGAGACAUAAAUUUAUUGGGAAAAUAGACUUUUUUGUGUCCUUCAAUGUUGCGAACGAGGUUUCAAUGCUUUUUUCCUAUUUUACAUUCCUCCAAGACGAGAGCGACAGUAGUUAGAAAUAGUCUGGUGGAUCCAGACGGGCGGCCGAUUCUCGAAUUAAGAUCCAAAUCAGAUGUUUUUCACGGAUUUUUCGUCUGCUGCUUGUUCUGCUUUCUCCCGUUUAUGCCGUCAUUCAGAAUCACUUGAGGCUUUCUUUUGGUUUUCAUUUCUUUGUAAUAAACGUUUCAAGAAAAAUUCAGUUGGAAAAACGACACGAAUUCGCGAAAAAGUACAAAUUCAAAUGUUAACUCAAGCUACUGCUUUUGAGAGUCUUCUUAUGUUGAAAAAAAUAUCAUAUUUCAAUAAAUUUAUUCCAAUCAGUUCUUUCCAUAUAAUAACAUUUUUCCAUCUGAUUUCCGAAAAAUUUCUAUGUUUUUUCUAUUUUUUCCUACUUUUUAUUAGUUUUUAGAGGAAGAAGUAGUAAUGAUUCUCCGGCUAAACCGUUUUCCGAACCUUUUCUUCAUCUAUUUUCUCUCUUUUUCAAGGAUUUCCUAUUCUGAGGACAUUCCCAAGGUUGGUUCUCAACUUUAUUGUUCCUUAAAUUUUUUUUGUUUUGAAGCUUCGCGAUUUGAUUGACCCGAAAGAACAAGAAGCCUUGAGAGAUACCCUAUCUGCGAUAGUCCAGAUCGAACUUGGCGAUGGCGGCUUUUCGGUAGAAGUUUUUAGCAAAUCUAUGAAAAUGAGCUUUUUUAAGGACGCGGCGUUAGGGGAAGGUCAUAAUUACGAGGAUCAGAAUCGGAGCAUUUCUGCUUUGAAUUACCAUAAUAGGUGAAAAAUAGCCGUGGUCGCGUUUGGUAUGGCUCAGAAUCUAUUCCACAUGCGACCUUGGGCUUUUGAAAAUUAUUUUCUGAUCAAAAUUCAAAAAGAAUCACCAUUACUCGUAUUGAAAACUUUUUUGUGGCUCACUUUUUGUAAUUUUUUUGAAACGUAUUUUUUAAAAAAACUUUGCAGAUACCUGGAGGGGUUUGCAACAAAAACCAGCCCCUAUAUGAGACAAAAAAGGGCUUUAUGGAGGGCUUAAAUUAGGAUACAUCUAUAGGAAUUUUAGGUCUCACCGAUAAGUCUCUAAACUUAAAGGGAGAACUAUAGUGGUUUCUCAACUUUUGAUAUUUUAUGCAGAGGAAAAAAACGUUUUAAAGAUAGGUAUAGGGAUCACUAGCGUUUUCCACUAGAGUGGCCACUUUUGUCAGUUUCAGUCAAGUGUGGAGGCGCAAGGUGGUCCCUAUAGGGAGGAAGCUUUGAAGGACCUCUGAGGUCGCCCCUCUAGGGACCACUUUGGCAUUCUUAUUAAGGUUGAAGAAAACAAAAAAUUUUUUUAUGUAAAUCAUGCGGUUUUUCCAGAGACAUUCUGUUUCAAGGAGACAUCAGACUAUCCACAGAACAUUUGGAACGGAUCGUCGACGAACAUUUCAAUCGAAGACGUCGGAAAAGGACGGCUUUUCGAGACGUCCACUACCCGAAAACCAUUUGGAAACCUUAUGUUCCUUAUGUCCUACAUCCUUCUUUGGGUAACUGGAAAGAGAGUAGUUAAAACUCGAUGAGAAUCCAGGAGAGACCGCCCGAAUGUCGGUCCUCGCCUCGUUCAACUUUUGGCAGAAGCAUACUUGUAUCAAGUUCCAGGAACGGAAUCAAGAGCCGGUAAUGAAGAGAACUUGAAAUUUAGGAGAGUAUUGAGUUUAGGUGUACCUUUUCGUGAUAGGGAAUCAGGACGGGUGCUGGAGUACGGUGGGAAAAGACGAUUUGCAGGGAAGGCAGUCCAUGAAUAUCGGGCCCGGCUGUGAACAUGUGAGCUUCUGAUUCUUCUUCAGUUCCAAAUCAUCUCUGACUCUCCAAAAUUCAAUUCUCUUUUUUCCCUAUCUGACGGCUAUUUUGAACCUCGUGGAAUCCCUUUGAAAAUCGCGUAAAAUGAAAAAAAUGUCCGAAACUCCUUUUUUGUUGCUUUCCAAAACCAGAAGACUUAGAAAAUUCAGUUUAUCCGAAAUUUUCAAUGAUGCAGCUCUUCAAGAAAUUAUGUCGCAUGACUUAUUUUGUACCUUUUUUUUCAGUUCGGGAUAACCUCCCACGAAGUUUCCCAUGCUCUCGGCUUGUUUCACGAACAGUCGAGAUUUGAUCGCAAUUCUCACGUUAGUAUCAUCGCCCGAAGGAUUCCCAGGGCCAGUCUUCUCGACUUUGCAAUCGUUGGUUUUAUUUCCAUUCCAGAAAGCACAGUUGUUUUCUGAUCUGAUUUUUGUGCUUCUUUUUGCCGUAGUUUUAAGGGAAUUAGAAGGUUGAACCCUAAUUUUUGUUGUUGAAAAAUCGUUCCUCAAGCUACUAAAAGAGUUUUUUUUUUCUCAAGAAAGUAUGCCUUCGGUGUUAUUUUCAUAUUCCCCAAAUUUUUUAAAGAUCCAUUUUUCUUCUUCUUCAAACGUCUUCCUAACGCUUUGAGGGGCGAGGGGGCAGGGGGCUUCUAUCUUGAUAUCAGUGAAAAUUAGAACCUUUUUGCAAUUUUCCAUUGCAGGUCGGGCCGAAGCAAAUGUCAACCUACAAGACGCCGUACGACGUCGGCAGUGUCAUGCAUUACCGACCAACUGAGUAAUUCUGUUUUUCCAAGUUUUGUCAUUCUCAAAGAAAAUCGUCCAGAUUCUCCACGGAUGGCCGCUCGACGAUCGUGGCCAAGGACCCGAAUAUGCAGAAUACGAUGGGCCAACUCGGUGGCCCGAGUUUUUUGGACAUCAAGAAGAUGAAUUCUCAUUAUCAGUGUUCAAGUUAGUUACAAUACAGUGCAAAAAGGCAUAAAAAUCAGGACUACAAAAAAAAUUGAAAGACUGGUUUUUUGAAGGGCGUUUUUCUAAACAGGCAAUCAAAACUUCCGUCACAUAGAAAUUCUUGUUUAUGAGCUCAUCCUGAAACUGAAAAGUCCUUGAAUCCAAUGUAAAUGAUUUCGUUGUUCUUUGCGAUAAAAACUUGAAAAUUCGUUCGAAGAAAUAAAUUUUUUUUUGAAUUAUUUCAAGAGAAUCACUUUAAAAAGAAGCUUUUAUUUGCCUGAUUAAAUUUUUUUACUGAUUUUUUUCCUGAGAAUUUUUUUCAACUUUUCGUUAAAGUUCUAAUGCAUUCUUUUUUUGAUAAACUGUUCUUUUUCCGUUUAUUUUUUUCAAUGUCUUUCUCCAAUUUUUUUGUUUCCGUUUAAGUUAGCGAAAGAGCUUUUUGAGAAAAAUAAAAAUGGAGUUACCAAACAAUUAAAAAAAUCCUUUUUUUAGGAAGUAGCUGCAAUGAAACCGUGAUUUGUUCGAACGGCGGCUAUCAAGAUCACGACAAUUGCAGUAUUUGCAGGUUCCUUCAUUUCAUCUUCCUUUGAAAAUUGUUUGUUACAAUCACAUACAAUUCAUUAUUGAAAACGGGUAAAUCUAACACUUAUCAAAUCAUAGAAACUGCAAUUCGUAUUAGAUUUUAGUUUUAUUUUUUUUCAGGAUUGAACUGUUCGUUUUUUUUUUUCAUUUUUAACCUUAAGGCAACGCUUUUUCUUAUCUAAAACAGGAUUUCAGAUGCCCAAGAGGUUACGGCGGUCCGAAAUGCGACGAAGUCCAACAAUCGAAACCCUCGAAAUGCAGUGGAAAUCUGGUGGCCGGAGGGGCCGAAAGAAGAUUUUCCAUCAACAUGAGACGGAAAAAAGGCGCCAAGACUGUCCGCAACUGCAACUAUCAUAUCACGGUUGGUAAGAAUUCAAAAAUGAGAACAGAAACUCCAAGUGGUCCCUAGAGUGGCAUCCUUGGGGCCCCUCGGAUGUUCGUCUCUAGCGAACUCUAUGCAAGUCUGUUUAUCCCACUAACCCUCUAAGGACCACUAUGCCGUUCCUGGUAAGAAAAUUCGGAUAUUUAAACCUUGGAAUUAUUUGAGUUUUCACUACUUUGCUUGAAGAAAUUUAGAAUAAUGUAAACCUGAAAACUUUCAUUUUUGAAGUCAAAUAACCAUUUCAUUACUGUAGAAAUAAAUGAAAAUAAAUUCCGAAAAAGGCUUCAAAAAGUUGUUUUUCUGUUUUUUGAACUCUCUCCAACGCUUGUAGCCGAACUUUUCGCAUCACAAAAAUCAGGAACAAGGUUUUAAUGUAUAAAGAAAAAAACGUAACAAUGUUUAAAACAAGUUAAAACGAGCGAUACAUGUUGAGAUAAUGCAAUUAAAAACUUUAUUUGAGUUUACAGCGGGUGAAAAUGAUUUUGUCGAACGUUAAUCUUUUUUUGAGCGGCGUGAUAAGAUCUAUUUCUUCAAGAAGGGAAUUUUAAGAUUUAUAAAUAUUGUGAAGAUCUCAUAAAGAAGCGAUUAGAGCGUUUUUUAGGCUCCCAAAGGGAAACGAGUGCAGAUCAUCGUAGAAGCUGUAAUCGGGAAGUGCGUCCAAGGAUGUUAUGAAGAAGCGGCCGAGUUCAAGUUGUCCAAGGACAAAAGUCUCACUGGGGCCAGGUUCCCUUUUUGAUCGAUUUUGAGAAGGCUUGUGCGUCAAGCCGGGCGGCCCGGGCCGGCCUGGGCCGGGCUUAGGGCCUACAGUUUCAAAAACCUGCGAGGGGCUCGGCCCAGGUCGGGCUUGGAAAGAAAUCUUAAAUUUCAUUUUGAAAAAAAUUUUACGGAAAAAAAUUAUUUUUUUACUUGUUGAAUCAUAGUUUCUUAUAACUCUAUGAGAAAAAAAUAAGCAAAAAAAUACCACUUUUCUCGUAAAAAAAGCGAAAAAAAUUCGACUUAAAGAUAAUUUGAGUUUUUUUGGUCCGGGCCGGGCAUUAUUGCUUAAGACCUCCCUAGGGCCGGGCCGGGCUUGGGAAGUGAUGGGCCGAGAGGUUGACGGGCCGGCCCUCGCACAAGUCUGAUUUUGAGAAAAAACGUAGAAAAAUACGGAAAUUCGAGCAUACCAGGCGUUUCAAAGAUCUUUUUGAGAAAACAUUCUUUUGGCGAAAAAUGUUGAAAGAUCGGGACCUUCAUCAUCUGAAGGUCGAGCAUUUUGCGAUUUUCAGGCCUUCUUGUAGUGUAGCCUAAAUUAUUUAGGUUAAUUUCCGGGCAAAUUAGUAAAAUGACCUUUCUUGUAGGUAAAAAAGGAUUUUUCUUCCAGAGUUUGCUGUCCGCAAAAAAGAAGCCGAAGAUAUCUUUCCGGUGAUAAUACGGCCGCCGUCAUCGCCAACGCUGCGGCGGGGCAGACUUUCCUGCAGUUCAGAUAUUCAAUAUGUAAACCAUUUAUUCAUAUGGUUUUGAUGCAAAACUUCCAGAUAAUCCUCGACGGAUGAGAUUUUUCGCUAGACAGUCAAACUCGACCUACACUACUCCGACGGAUGAGGUCUCGAUUUUUCAGAAGCCAGUGAAAACAAAUAUUGAAAUUCAGGGACCUUUGACCGAAUUUGAAGAAGUUGAAGAAGUUGAUCCCGAGGAAAUCCUGAAAACUGUCAGGGUUAGUUUUGAGUUUCGUUCAUUUACCGCUGUUUUGAGAAAAUAUACAACGAGAGCUUUAAAAAAAUAAAAAACCAAGAAAAAUGAAACCAUUUUGUGGGCUUAUCGAUUUGAACUUUUUUAAGGAUAUUUUUUGCGAUAGAAUAAAAUUUCCAGGCGGAGAGAAAGCCAGAAGACGUCGACGAGAAGACGUUCAGCGACAUCGUCAUGGAACAGUACCUCAAUAAUGAAGACGUGUCGUAUUUCAAUUGA